AUCUUCUCGUUGUGGCUCCAACCCUGUCGUGUUCGUUCGUUCGCUCGCCUGUGCUCCUCCUCGAAGCCCUUCAACCUUGUUUCCACCCACAACUUUACCAGCAAUUUCUCUCGCACACUGCGGAAUAAGUGACUCGUGGCAGUUUCUAACUGUACGACUCUCUCGCCUUCUAUCUGGUUCGUCCGUGCUUCUCGUCUUCCAGCCAUCACACGUCCGGAUCGAACGAACCGUCGAAACAGCCAUUUCGCUUUUACUCGACACACAGACUUUGAAUAGCACGCAUCAACAUGGUUCGCUUUACACUGCAUGCGACUACCGUUGCCUCCAUGCUUCUGGCUGGUAGCUUGUACGGAACGUCGGCCUUUGCCCCGGUCCACCGUUCCCAGAGUGCCUUUUUGGCCCCGUCGAUCCCGUUGCCACGGGCGGCGUCGACCUCUUCCUCAACGCUCCAUAUGAACCUGUUCGAUCGUUUCCAACGUGUCGCCAAGUCCAAUCUGAACAACAUUCUACAGAAUCUCGAAGAUCCCGAAAAAAUCAUGAAUCAAGCCGUCGAAGACAUGCAGGCUGACUUGGUCAAAGUCCGACAAAGCUACGCCGAAGUCACGGCGACUCAACGUCGGUUGCUGAAACAAAAGGAGCAAGCCGAAGCGGUUUCCAACGACUGGUACAAACGUGCGCAACUCGCGCUCCAAGCAGGCAACGAAGAACUCGCUCGGGAAGCCUUGUCCCGUCGUCAACAAACUGCGGACGAAGCGAGUAAUUUGCAGCAACAAAUUGAUCUCCAGGCCGCGUCCAUCGACAAAUUGUACGAAGGCAUGCAAGUGUUGGAAAAGAAAAUUCUGGAAUCCAAAUCGAAAAAGGAUCAAAUGGUGGCACGAGCCCGUACGGCGCAGUCUACCCAGAAAGUUAACGAUAUGUUGGGCGGCGUGACCGGCAAAACUUCCAUGGAUGCCUUUUCGCGCAUGGAAGAGAAGGUGGAGGCGCUGGAAGCCGCUGCCGACGUCUCUGCCGAAAUGGGCGCGCUGGGAGCCAACGCCUUGCCGGGAUCGGCCGCUUCCAGCCUCGAACAACAAUUCAAGGCUUUGGAAUCGUCUAGUUCCGUGGACGACGAACUGAAGAAAAUGAAGGGAUUACUGGGUGGUGCCAAAGACAGUGGCGACAAGAAGGAAACUAGUGGUAGCAGUGCAGGUGCUGAUCCUGCCGUGGAUGAUGAAUUGGCCAAAAUGAAAAAAGACGCAGGCUUGUAAGUGCAUUGAAGAUGCAAGCCGCGCAUGCUUUUGGCGAAGCAACAGUCACCACCGUGACCACCAAAGGAAAGUAAUAUAUUUAUUAUAGGACCAAGACUGAUCG
Messenger RNA from Phaeodactylum tricornutum CCAP 1055/1, 1350 nucleotides. RefSeq lists its product with no specific name. Bases 288 to 1247 code for a protein of 319 amino acids. Lineage: Eukaryota; Bacillariophyta; Bacillariophyceae; Surirellales; Neidiaceae. The transcript has 2 exons. The record is from RefSeq and is a predicted model, not a curated record.